AUGAGGCGACCUCAGGGAGGACAUGUAGCUCAAACGGUAGGAGCUCUCGCCGAGCUAGCUUCUAUCUUAGCAGGAAAAAUUACUUUUGUCUCCGGCACGAGGCGCCUGGAAUUAGGAAGUUGCAGCUCUUGGAGCAGCACAACAGCUGUGGCGGCUGCCGUGUCUCCUCGUUUGAAAGCUACCAUGGCGUCACUCAGGUGCCAAAAGAGCAGAAGUAGCAACGCUCUGAGGCUGCUUUUUGCCGCCUGCAUUGCAGUGCUUGGGUAUCUGUACAGCCCAGCCGAAGCUGGGCUGUACAGCAGCAGCAGCCCCGUUAAGGUUUUGAGCGCUUCGGAGUUUAAAACGCAAGUUGUUAAUUCCCAUGACCUCCAUCUUGUCGAGUUUUUCGCAGAAUGGUGUGGGCACUGCCAGAGGUUUGCGCCUGUUUACGAGCAAGUCUCAAAGGCCCUUAGAGGCGUAGCCUCUGUUGUCGCAGUGAGCGACGAAUCGGUCAUGCAGGAGUUCGGCGUUAAGGGAUUCCCUACGAUUAUGGUGGUUGUGGGUAGAGGUGGAAAAAAACCAAAGACGUUCAAGUUCGAAGGCAACAGAGACGCCAACACCUUGCUGGACUUUGUCAUUAUGCAUACUGGCAAACUCGCAAAAGCCAGACUUGCCGGUAAAAUCGAUCCUGGCAGCGGCAAGAGCAGCAACGACAGCGGCAGCGGUAGCAGCAGCAGCAAGCCCAAGAGCAGCGGUCCCUCAGACGUUAUUGAGCUGACGGACUCCAACUUCGAAAAGACAGUGAUGCAAGACAGGGAGAACGUGUGGUUUGUGGAGUUUUACGCGCCUUGGUGCGGCCACUGCAAGGCCCUCGCUCCCGUGUGGGAAGACGCUGCAACGCAGCUCAAGGGGAAGGUGAAAGUUGGCAAGAUCGAUGCUACUACCGAGACAGUCCUCGCUUCACGAUUUGGCAUUCGAGGUUUUCCGACGCUGAAGUUAUUCCCCGCCGGCCCUAAGUCGGACUCGCUCGUCAAAGACUAUGAGGGGCAGCGCACCGCCGAUGAUAUCGCAAAGUUUGCGAUGGAAUUCUAUGGGGCAAAUGCAUCGGCAGAACAGAUUUUGUCGGACUCUCAGUUUGUUUCGGACUGCAGCGAAACCCUGUGCAUCUUGGCCUUCCUCCCAGAUGUGCUAGAUUCGGGCGUACAGGGCCGACACGAGUAUCUUGAAAUUCUUAAUCAAGUCGUAAAGGCGUCAGUCACUGUGCCUGUCAAGUUCCUCUGGCUUCAAGGUGGUGAUAACUUCGACCUGGAGGAGCAGUUGCACUUGGCAUUCGGAUGGCCAGCAGUGGUCGCAGUUCACUUGGCCCGCGGGAAGUUUGCUGUCCACCGAGGCAAUUUUACCAGGGAAAGCAUCAAUUCCUUCCUGCAACAGCUGUUGGCCGGUCGCGCCCCUGUCUCCGAUUUGCCCAAGUUGAAAAAGCUCAAGGAUGCUAAAAAGUGGACUCCCUCCGAGGCGGUCAAGGAUGAGCUCUAA
Cyclospora cayetanensis is the source of this 1512-nucleotide messenger RNA. Its product is annotated as protein disulfide-isomerase A6. Gene Ontology annotation, biological process: response to endoplasmic reticulum stress. Gene Ontology annotation, molecular function: protein disulfide isomerase activity; protein-disulfide reductase activity. The transcript is spliced from 10 exons. The record is from RefSeq and is a predicted model, not a curated record. Gene Ontology annotation, cellular component: endoplasmic reticulum lumen. Bases 1 to 1512 code for a protein of 503 amino acids. NCBI's taxonomy places the organism in Eukaryota, Apicomplexa, Conoidasida, Eucoccidiorida, Eimeriidae.